Lucilia cuprina (Australian sheep blowfly) is the source of this 667-nucleotide messenger RNA. RefSeq lists its product as uncharacterized. The transcript has a single exon. The record is from RefSeq and is a predicted model, not a curated record. NCBI's taxonomy places the organism in Eukaryota, Metazoa, Arthropoda, Insecta, Diptera, Calliphoridae. The coding region runs from base 100 to 639 and encodes 179 amino acids.
UAUAAAUCAAAACAAACAUUAAUCAAAACAAGAGCAGACACAUGUCUUUUGCUUAAAUUUUAUAAAUAAUAGAUUAUUGUGUUUUAAUAAAGUAAAACUAUGAACGCAAGUUCAGAAUUUAAGCCUGUUUUAACCAAAGCCGCAUUGGCUUUGCAAAAUAAACAAAAAGAAUUUAAAGCCAUAGUAUUUGAGGAGCCAAAAGCAUCCACAACAAUAACUCCUCAGGACGACAGCAAACGUAUUAAGAAAAAUAACACAGCCAAAACACCAGCGGAAGAUGAAAAUGAAUUUGAUAUUAAAAAGGCUCGUCAUGAAGUUUUAAAUUUUGCCAUGAAUAAUCAGCGAGUGCAGAAAAAUAAAAAGAAAAUGUUAAUCUAUCAAAUGGUGCAAUUGGGUGCUAAGCCACCAAAAAAGGCCUACAAAAACUAUAAAGAACUGUUGGACGAACGCAAAAGACUGAAAAACAUACGAGAAGAAAGGAAAAAAUUGCAUCAAUUGGGUAAAAAUCAAACGGGUGCUGCUUCGGUUAAGUGUCGCAGUAAAACAAAAAUCGAGAAACAAAAUAAGAAGCGGGCACCGGUGGCGGCUAUAGAUCAACAUUAUGGUGUGGUUAAACCUAAAUUUAAGAAAAGGAAAUAAAUUUUGUUGAAUUUUUAACACAAACUAA